Messenger RNA from Sphaeramia orbicularis (orbiculate cardinalfish), 4112 nucleotides. Its product is annotated as transcription factor TFIIIB component B'' homolog. Gene Ontology annotation, biological process: RNA polymerase III preinitiation complex assembly. Lineage: Eukaryota; Metazoa; Chordata; Actinopteri; Kurtiformes; Apogonidae. Gene Ontology annotation, cellular component: transcription factor TFIIIB complex. The record is from RefSeq and is a predicted model, not a curated record. The coding region runs from base 112 to 4083 and encodes 1323 amino acids. The transcript has 19 exons. Gene Ontology annotation, molecular function: TFIIIC-class transcription factor complex binding.
GAAAAACAUGGCGGAAUAACGUGUAGAUGUGGAUCAGCUUCUUGCUACUCGUCGUCGAGAAUUGAAAGCUUUUUUUCACUUAACGUCUGACAGAUUCGUUAACAGGUUAAAAUGUUUCGUCGAUCAAGACUAAGUAUUCGGCCUAAUGUAGGCACAACAGGAAGAGCAGCAUCAACACCUCAAGAAGCCCCGCCAUCGAAUCAGGAGUCUGCUGAACCCCCCAAAGACAACAGUGAGAGCAACAUUGCCACUGCUGGGACAGACAACAAGUCUGCUGUGGUCCAAUCAGAACAAACUCCACCUGCCCGGGAUAGUAACGACCAAAAUGUGGAAAGCACCACCUCCUCAGCUGCUCUCCAGAGAAGGAAGAGGUUUUCCAUCAAGCCCAAAGUGGUUCCGGGCCGACCUGCCACCCUUCCUCGUACACUCAAGUCUCCUAUCAAACCAGUCUUGCAGUCUCACAUUGAAGUACCUAAUUCAGAUCUUGACAAACCAACAUCAAGCCAAGUUAGCACCACAGCACCUCCAACAGUACUCCUAUCCCCAAGGCACCGCAGGGCCUCAGAAGAGAGCAGACAGGCCAAAACACAUCCGAAACCUACACUCCCCUCCAGCGGCAGUUCAGAAACUUUAUCUGUUCCACCAGCUGAGGACUCGGUUGAACAAAUCCAUCUGCGACCAGAUGGCGGCAAGAAAGAGAGCAGUUCAGCCGGUCAAGUAAAAGAAGUGUCUCUGAGACAACCGGAUAAAGUCCCUCCCUCUCUACCAGAUAAAGAAGCCAUUGAAAUGUCAGAGAAAGCCAAGACUCUGGUGUCCUCUAAGAGUGUGAUUUCAACGUCAUCGUCAAAAUUCUCCUUAAGUAGACUCCUGAAUGACCCGUCUGAUUUACAGAGACUGGAAAAGGCCCAGAAGCUCAGAGAGUUGCUUAGAGAAGAGAUAAACAAAGAAAAGCUACAGAAACUCAAAAAAGCUAAAGCCCGUGUUAAGGAAUAUAAUUUAGAUCCUGCAAAAAUGACCAUGAGGGACCUUAUCCAUUAUCUGCCUCUGUCAAACCCUAUGACCUCUAGUUUGCAAGAGUCAGCGCAGGAAAAGGAGACUGUGGUUCCACAGUCCCCAAUAAGAGAAAAAUCACCAGAGAGAGCACAGGAACCACAAGCACAACUAAAAAUGAUGAGCCCAAGGCAGCAAAGGGCAGAAGAAGAGGAGGAGGAGGAGGAGGAGGCAGCGGCAGACGAUGAGCAGGACGAAGCCCUCAUGGUUCCUCAGGUCAAAGUGGCAGAGGAUGGCUCACUUAUUAUUGAUGAAGAAAGCUUGACAGUGGAGGUCCAGAGAACGAAAGGACCAAACACGGUUCAGGAUCGAGACCCCAUCUUUGAGCGAGGUUCCACAACCACUUACGCAAGCUUCAGGAAAGGGAACUAUUCCAAACCCUGGUCCAGUGAAGAGACCGACAUGUUCUUCUUGGCCAUCAGCAUGGUGGGAACGGACUUCACUAUGAUUUGUCAACUGUUUCCUCACAGAGGUCGAUCAGAGAUAAAGAACAAAUUCAAAAAAGAGGAACGGGGUAAUGCUUGGAGGAUCGACAAAGCUUUCAGAGAGAAACGCAGAUUGGACAUAGAGUAUUUUUCUAAGCUGCUGGAGAAGAUUCUGGAAGUCCAGAAAAAUAAGAAGAAACUAAAGUCACUCUCUGUGAAGAAUAAGACCCCAAAGAAGUGUAUCAGAAAGCCAAAAGGCAAAAAAGCAGCAAGGAAGCUGAGCGAUGUAGAGGAGGAAAAUGAGGUCGAUGAGGAAGAAGAGGGAGAGAAAGAGAAUGAAGAACUCUGUAAUGAGGGAGGAUCCCCUGUUUCUAAGCCUACGAGGAAACGCAAAAGAAAAAAUUAUAAAGGGGACGCUUCACCAGAGCAACCAGACAGCAAGAUAAACAAGAGGGGUGAAAAGAAAAAGAAGCAAGAUGAGGCCAGUGUACCCACGGAUACUGAAGCAGCUCUUCCUGAAGACCACACAACUUCAACAACUUCAGACCAGUGUGAUGCUCCUAAAGACAUCGCAGAGAUUAAGCCUGCAAAGCUUUCACGGGGAAGAGCGCCAAAACUCCCACUUCCAGUGGGUCUGAAGAGGAAUAAAAAACCUGCCCCGUCAUCCACAAAGUCCAAAGAGAACACGUCAGAUAAAGAAGGAGAGAACAUGAGUGAAGAAGCCUCAACAGAGCAGGUUAGCAAAGAUGCUUCACCAUCAAGACAAACAAGUGAGAGAGAGUCAGCUGAUGAAAACGUCGAAUCAGAUGAAGAGUGUUCUGUUAAGCCUCCAAGACCAACUAGGUAUGGGCGUGUGCCGAAACUCACUCGGCACUUGAAUUACCCUGCCAAGAAGGAAACGCACUCCCCUGCAUCUGAAACCACUCCUGCCUCGCCAGCAGGGCACGCUGCUUCUGCUGCCAAGGCUAAACCUAAAGGCACAGCCAAGAGGGGGAGAUCAGCAAGGCAACAGCCAGCCAAAGAGUCCAAAAAGCCCAAACUAAUCACCCUCAGGGCAUCCCAGUCAGAAGACAGCGAUGACGAGGAUGACGAGCCAAGUGCGGCAGAAGCGAUCAUGGGUUGUGCUGUGUCGUGCUCCGGUAUCGAUGGCGGUGCAGCUGUGUUUGUGCCUGCCAGCCUGUGCUCACCUCAUCCUUUGGUUACAGAGGUGGAAGAAACCAUGGAGGAGCUUGAUAUCUUGGCCAAUAUGCCUGAUGUGUUGGGCAUCUCCCAAGAUGCACUGUGCCCUGAAGCCUCAUGCGAGCAAGCACAAAAUGAGGCAGGCACAGCUGAACCCUGUGAACAUCAAUUGGACCUGCUAGUAGAUGUCAUAGACUUCCUGUCAUCAGAGCACACAGAAGUGUCUGAGGACGAGAGCUACAAUGAGGCUGCUCAAACCCUGUUGACCAUCGGAAAUGUGGCUCAUCUUUCCCACCCAUCACAGAAUCAAGCAUCUAUGGAAGAUCUCCCAAGUAUAUCAGUCAUUGCAAAUGAAAGCAGCCACCAGGAAGAGAGUCAAUCAGUGCCUGAUCUACAACAGGAAAUAAGCACCUGUCCUAUAUCAGUAGUUUCUGCACAUGAAAUCACAGAAGCAUCAGAGACUGUUGGAACCAUGGAACCAGAAAGCAACACAACAGAAGAGCGGCCACCAUCUCAGAUUGCUGGCACGUCCGUGAUGAAUCGCAGUGAAGAAAUGUAUUGUGAGCAGAAGACCAAUGCAGUUUCUGAUCCUCAAUUACAGUCGAACCCAGAGAGCUCAAAGAAAACCUCUGUGCAGACCAAGAAAGGACGCUUUUCCAAAAUAAAACCUAAACCUAACAUUGCCCGAGCCUCCAGGACUACACAGUCAAAUUCACAAACAAAUAACAACAAAUUAUCUUUAAAGACAGCUGAGGACGGUCACUCUAGUGCUUCUGACAUUUUUCAGGUCAGCCACUCACAACAGGUUCCUGAAAAUAUUUCUGAAUUGCAAAACUCUGGUCCAACCGUAACAGGAGAAAUUUCCUGUAGUGACGUCAGACUUACAGAGGAGCCGUCUGGUCGUCAGGAAGCAGGACGCUCUGUAAUCGCUGAUCAGAGUACAUCAGAGAACCAGAACAGCUGCAUUCCUGAGACUCAGCUUGAAUCCAGUAGAGAGAACCAGCUGACAACUGGGCCCGCAGAUGACAGGACAGGUGACAUUAGUUAUAGCAAUUCAUUGACAUCCAUCACAGUCACAGGUUCAGCCUCAGUCUAUGAGGGCACUGACCUUGUUUGUGUCUCACUUAUAAAUCAGAAAGAAGAGACAGAAGUUACAAAUACUUUGGAGACAAGGAGGGGACGACUCCAUGAAGUAAAAUCUACAGACAGUCAACUGCAGGCAUCAGAAACAGAACAACCUGAAACUCAAACCACACAAGACCCUGUCACACACUUGGAGCUUGUAGACAAACCCUCCAUCCAAACUGCAAACCUCCAACCCACAGAGAAACCAGCAAAAAAGAUGGAAACAGAACCAACUGGCAAUGCCACCCUUCUGAAACUCCAAGUCAAAGCACUGGACCCGAUUCGGUUUUUGUAUCAUCGGUGAAUAUGGACUCUACUCAUGAAACAGCACAG